GGACCCGGCCUGCGGGUGGGCAUGAGAGGCCAGGCGGAUUGUGGUCUGAAGCCGCAUGGACAGCCUGGCACUGGGCCGGUGGCGACGGCAGAGGCCGGAGGAGCUGCAGGCUCCGCCGGACGCGAAGCGGGCAUGCAGGAGAUUAGAAACAAGUGAGCAGGAGUGUGUCUGCCCCCUGGUGAAGGUGUGUGCCCCAGGGCCCUGGAGUCCAGAGGACCAGGGGCCCCAACACACAGGCUGCUCCCCUGCACCAAGGCCAGAAAGUAGCCAGGGGAGGCCCAGUGCGGGGAUUCCUCGGAAUGGUGGAAGGAACUCUGCCCAGCCUUGCCCGAGAUGUGUUGCGGGGGAGUCCGGGCAUUUUAACCACACUGAGAAUUGUUAGAAGAUGCAAGCUUGAAAAAGGAAGAUCCCAGUUUUGGUUUUGAACCUACUUCGGGACAGAAAAUGUGAAUCUCCUACAGAUGGGGGCCCCUGUUCAGACAGCAGCUGGGGUUCUCCGCAGCGGGUUGCUUGUUUCCUAACUCAGGUAAUCCCACCCACCGCGAAAGCCCAGAGAAUCCACGUCACAUCCGAAGAGACUCCACAUCGUGACUUGCUGCAGCCCCCUUUCAAAUGUACCUUGCUCAAGAGGAAGAUCCAUUGCAGCACUUAAAAGUUAAAACAGUUCUGUUCCACACUUCCCAUGAGGUUCGGGAACACUGUGGCUUCUGGGAUCGCACCCGGGUGUGGCCCCACUCUUGCACUUCCCAGCUGUUCUGUGGAUGUAUCCAGGGCUGCUUAUGUGCUCUUUUUAAUUAGGAGCCUUAUUUUUAUAUUUGAAAUGCUCUAUAAUCCUGAAGUGAAUUUGACUAAAUGCUAGUAUCCAGUCUGUGUAAUUCUCCAGCUGAGGUUAUCAGAGAGAAGGACCCCUUUUAUAUUCAAAUGGAAAUUGCUGAUUUUCUCGGGUUUUCGGUGUAUCAUCUGACUGGAGAGUGGUGGUAUUUUCUCUGGGUUUGAAGGCUUCCUGAGAUGUCCUGUUCACAUGAUAAACAAGGUCCUGAAGAAACCACUGUAUUAGAGAA
Molecule: messenger RNA, 1061 nt
Organism: Cynocephalus volans (Philippine flying lemur)
Lineage: Eukaryota; Metazoa; Chordata; Mammalia; Dermoptera; Cynocephalidae
Gene: C7H10orf143
Product: chromosome 7 C10orf143 homolog
Exons: 4
Coding region: 56-382 (108 amino acids)
Source: RefSeq, a predicted model, not a curated record